Molecule: messenger RNA, 2372 nt
Organism: Anolis sagrei ordinatus
Lineage: Eukaryota; Metazoa; Chordata; Lepidosauria; Squamata; Anolidae
Gene: CHN1
Product: chimerin 1
Biological process (GO): ephrin receptor signaling pathway; regulation of small GTPase mediated signal transduction; positive regulation of GTPase activity
Molecular function (GO): ephrin receptor binding; GTPase activator activity
Source: RefSeq, a predicted model, not a curated record
CCCCUCCGGCGGGCAACAGCUGUCUGAAGUUUCCCUCGGCCAGAGCCACCGCCCAGCCUCCCCUGGGCCCGCCCACAAAUCCCCAAACUCAGCCCAGCCCCUCACCAUCCCCACCCGGCGCCUCUUCAGGCGAGAGAACUUUUAUUGCAGCCGCCGCUCUUUGUGCGCCUGGUUGGCUUCCUCGGCUGCGCUUCGAGGGAGGCGCGGAGCCCGUGCCCUCCGCCUCGCCGCGCCUUCGCCAUGGCCCUGACCCUCUUCGAUACUGAUGAGUACAGGCCACCAGUAUGGAAAUCUUACUUGUAUCAAUUGCAACAGGAAGCUCCCCAUCCUAGAAGGAUUACGUGCACAUCUGAGGUAGAUAAAAGGCCAAAAUACUAUGGACGAGAGUUUCAUGGGAUGAUAUCAAGAGAAGAAGCAGAUCAAUUAUUGAGCGUAGCAGAGGGAAGUUAUCUUAUUCGUGAAAGCCAGCGGCAACCUGGAACGUACACUUUGGCUUUAAGAUUUGGAAACCAGACCAGAAACUUCAGGCUGUACUAUGAUGGAAAACACUUUGUCGGCGAAAAACGUUUCGAGUCCAUCCACGAUCUGGUGACAGAUGGAUUGAUCACCCUUUAUAUUGAAACCAAGGCAGCAGAAUACAUUGCCAAGAUGACCAUAAAUCCAAUUUAUGAACACAUAGGAUAUACAACUUUAAGCAGAGAGCCAACAAAUAAGAAGCAUGCAGUGGCUGUAAGAGAUAUGUUUGAUGGCAAAGAGUCUACAGGAGACAAUGACACGGUAGAAAAAAGACUGACAUCACUUGUCAGAAGAGCAACUCUGAAAGAAAAUGAGCACAUCCCAAAAUAUGAGAAGGUUCACAGUUUCAAGGUUCACACAUUUAGGGGUCCGCACUGGUGUGAAUAUUGUGCCAACUUCAUGUGGGGCCUCAUUGCUCAGGGAGUGAAAUGUGCAGAUUGUGGUUUAAAUGUUCAUAAGCAAUGUUCCAAGAUGGUCCCAAACGACUGCAAGCCAGACCUGAAGCAUGUCAAGAAAGUUUAUAGCUGUGAUCUGACAACGCUAGUAAAAGCGCACUUCACAAAAAGACCAAUGGUGGUAGACAUGUGCAUUAGGGAGAUUGAAUCUAGAGGUCUCAAUUCUGAAGGACUGUACAGAGUAUCAGGAUUCAGUGAUUUAAUUGAAGAUGUGAAAAUGGCUUUUGAUCGAGAUGGAGAAAAAGCAGAUAUUUCUGUUAAUAUGUAUGAAGAUAUCAAUAUUAUCACAGGUGCCCUUAAACUGUACUUCAGAGAUUUGCCAAUUCCACUCAUUACAUAUGAUGCCUACCCCAAAUUUAUAGAAUCUGCAAAAUCCACAGAUCCUGAUGAACAGCUGGAAAUACUUCAUGAAGCACUGAACCUGUUGCCACCUGCACACUGUGAAACCUUACGUUACCUCAUGGCACAUUUAAAGAGGGUAACGCUCCAUGAAAAAGAGAAUCUCAUGAACUCAGAGAACCUUGGCAUCGUUUUUGGGCCAACGCUAAUGCGAGCACCAGAGCUUGAUGCAAUGGCUGCCCUGAAUGACAUCCGUUACCAGAGACUUGUGGUGGAGAUGCUUAUAAAAAAUGAAGACAUUUUAUUUUGAACCUGUUUGUGGGUGUUUGCAGCAGUGUUUUAAAUGGACAGCAGUGGAAAUCCGGGGAUGAUGAAGGAAUGUUUUGAAGUAACUGAGCCAGCUCCCGUAGCUGAAUUCCUAUUGUGAGAUUUUGGUGUAUGAAAGAUUCUUAUUCUGUUGCUUUUGUGGCAUCAUUCAAACCAUGCUGGGAAAAGAUCAACACAUAUUAUACUUGCCAACACUGGUGGGUCUGGGUUGUUUUCUCAUAUAGUGCCAAAAAUACAAGCUUAUGUGAUCUGCUUCUUGCUCCCCCUCCCUUGUGAGAUUUCUUGUACAAACAGUACAAUACAAACAAAACAGCAUCUGUGUUCUGGAAUAGUCUGUGAUGUACUUUAGCAUGUUUUCUUAGUGUAAAUUUGUUGUGGGUUUCUUUCUACAUUCCAUCAUUGGUUUCAGAUAUUUCAUGUGGACCACGAGGGAAGGGCGAGGGAGAGCGGACCACCUUUGGCUGGUCAGGGACAUCAGCUGUUGUUCUUUUCCAGCUUUGAGAGAUCAUUUCCUCUACAGUUCAAUAGCAUCCUUUAAAUGGAGGGACUCAUUUUCUUGUACCGGAAGCAUUCUGACUGCCACUUUAAGUAAUACCUUUCUGUAUGGUUCCAGUUAAAGAUGGAAAUGCUGAAUGAGUGAGGAUUGUUCUGUUGUUGUCGUUGUUUUAAAAUUGUCAUUUUGUAUUUUUAUUGCGCAUGCGUAUUAAUUUAUUAAAGUUUUGCUUUAGAACCGCA